Molecule: messenger RNA, 2085 nt
Organism: Rhodamnia argentea
Lineage: Eukaryota; Viridiplantae; Streptophyta; Magnoliopsida; Myrtales; Myrtaceae
Product: tRNA dimethylallyltransferase 9
Biological process (GO): tRNA modification; cytokinin biosynthetic process
Molecular function (GO): tRNA dimethylallyltransferase activity
Source: RefSeq, a predicted model, not a curated record
AUUUCCUCUGUUCCACAUUCCGAUAACCACACUCAGAACUAGCAUCACUUCCACCAUGUUCAGUGGCGGAGCGUGUGGCCUCCGAACCUGUUGCCUCCGCCCUCUGCGUUGGCCAGUCGAGCCUCUCCGUCGUCGGACCACUCGGUCGCGCUUGGCUUGCCGCCGGCGGUUCUCCGCCGCGAGCUGCUCGGUCUCGCGCUCGGAGGCUAAGCAGAAGGUCAUCGUGAUCUCCGGACCCACCGGAGCUGGUAAGAGCAGGCUGGCGCUGGAGCUCGCCAGGCGGCUCAACGGCGAAAUCAUCAGCGCCGAUUCCGUACAGGUCUAUCGGGGUCUGGAUGUUGGAUCUGCAAAGCCUUCCCUGAGGGACAGAAAGGAGGUGCAACAUCAUCUAGUUGACGUAUUACAUCCAUCUGAAGAUUAUUCUGUUGGCCAAUUUUUCGAGGAUGCAAGGCAAGCUACUAGAGAUAUUCUCUCCAGUGAUCGUGUUCCUAUAGUUAGUGGAGGGACUGGUCUGUAUUUGCGAUGGUAUAUGUAUGGAAAGCCAGAUGUUCCGAAAGCCUCUCCAGAAAUAUCAUCUGAAGUCUACUCAGAGCUUGCAGACUUGCAAAAAAAUGGUGAUUGGAAUGCAGCUGUGCAGUUGGUGGUCAAAGCCGGUGACCCAAAGGCCCAGCACUUGGCUGCAAAUGAUUGGUACCGCCUCAGGCGGAGUCUUGAGAUAAUUAAGUCCAGCGGAGCACCUCCAUCUGCUUUUGAGAUGCCUUAUGACUCAUACAAGGAGGAAGUCCAAUCCAACAUGAGUGAUGGAAGUCAAGAAGUCAAGUCUUCUGUUGCAUUUGAGGAUAUUAGAUCGAAGGAUUUGGAUUACGAUUUUAUUUGCUUUUUCCUCUCAAGUCCAAGAGUUGAUCUGUAUAGAUCGCUAGAUCUCAGAUGUGAAGAUAUGCUUUUAGGGAAUGAUGGAAUUUUGGCGGAAGCUCGUUGGCUUCUUGACGAGGGUCUUCUCCCAAAUUCAAAUUCUGCAACUCGAGCUAUUGGUUACAGACAAGCAAUGGAGUACCUGAUGUGGUGUAGGCAACAUGAAGGUAGGACUUCUGCACGGGAUUUCUUCGCUUUCUUGUCUGAGUUUCAGAAAGCAUCCAGAAAUUUUGCAAAAAGGCAGAUGACAUGGUUCCGGAAUGAGCAUAUUUAUAACUGGCUUGAUGCUUCUCAACCACUGGAAAAGGUUCUCAACUUCAUUUGUCAUGCGUACCAUGACCAAACUGGAGAGUUCAAUGUACCUGAGUCACUUAGAAUGAAGAAAAUCUCAGGCCACCGUGAAGUUGCCGAACUUAAGGCAUACCGUACCGAAAACAGGCAUUUCAUUUCUCGCGAAGAUUGUUUGGAUAUUAUAGAUUGGAUCAGGAGAACCCAGGGAUCAACAGAAAGAACUUAUUCAUUCUCCUGAGUGAAGAUACUUUGCUCGUCAUGACCUCACAGAACUUGGAUACAUGCAAAGGAUGCAAAUCUUUUUUGUUUUUUUUUUAAGUUAUCACUUGAACAAUCUUAACUGAGAGUGAAAGCAAUUGUAGAACUUUCCCCAAGGACUGGACGUUCCAGAAACAAGACCAUUUACAGGAUCAUUCAACCAGCUUGCUCAUAUAUUGAAAGAUCUUUCCUGUCAUGCUGUCCAUUUCCUUGAUCAUCCGGUCAGGUAUGCAAGUUCAGUAAGGUGUAUUGCCCCAACCUCUCUUCUUGGUUUGGACGUCAGUGGGGAAAUGAGCAUCAUCAUCGUUUAGCACUCAUGCUAAGGAAUUUAGUAUCCUCGCAGCAUUUGAGGUUUGCCAUGUGUAGAAACAACCAUAAACCAAAAGUGGAUGCACGGAUCCUCAAUUGAGUCUUUGGUUUUGUCAUUACAUUUCGCCUCUGAUGUAGAUUCAUUCUGAGCAGAUUCAUCAUUGGACACAUUGUGGCUCAUCUGCAUUGGCCUCUACAGUUGUAUUUGAUUGGACUUUCCUAUUGUCACCUUCCGUUGGAGUCACUCGUUUGGCUUCUCUUCCAAUCUUGUAAUAUUAAUUGCAUAUGGAAUGAAAUCUUGUACUUCUUGAUAAA